AUGUAAAUUAAUCAAGUUCAAUUUCCUAACUAAAAGUACAAAACAUAGCUCUGCAGACAUUUCAGUAAAUCAUAGUUUAAAUGUUAGUAACAAAUGGAAAUUGUGCAUUAGGAGCAAGAUGUUAAUUUGCUCAUGGAAGAUAAGAACUUAGAGCAAAUGCUAAUGGAUUUCAAUCUAAUUCUGAUUUCAUGAUGCCAUAACAUUAAUAAGGAACUCUUCCUGUUAAGAUCUAGCCAAUUAAUCCAAUGAUUACAAAUUAUAAGAGUAUUAUUAAGAUUAAUCAUUUUAUAGCAUAAUUAUGUAAGCAUUUCAAUCCAUAAACAGGAAUAUGUAAAAAUGGAGUUACAUGUACAUUUGCUCAUGGUGAAUAAGAACUUAAUUAAAUUAAUCCUUAUUUCUAGAAUCAAUAUAUGUAGCAGUACUAUAAAUUUUUAUUACAGGGUUGUGUAACAGUAGAUGAAAUAGUAAAACUAAACUUAAAUAUAAGCUGAACUCACUUAAUAAAUUGUAAUUAUGAUUCUUAUCAACAUGGAACACAUUUUUCCAGAUUAAUAAGUAAAUAGUCUACAUUAAUUUUAGGAUAUAAUAAACCUAUUAAGACAAGGCUAAGAAAAAGCAUAAUCAGGUGAUAAUUAAGGAGCAAGUGAAAUUAUUAAAUUAAUCAUUCAUGAUGAACAGAGAACUAAGGAGGAGAAAUAAUAUCAAUAAAUUUACAACAAUGCUUAAAGAUAUUAUGAUUCUAAAUUAAAAGAGUACUUUAACCAAUGA
This is a messenger RNA of Paramecium primaurelia, 768 nucleotides long. NCBI's taxonomy places the organism in Eukaryota, Ciliophora, Oligohymenophorea, Peniculida, Parameciidae. The record is from the annotation of a GenBank genome assembly.